GGCGGCAGUGCUGCCGGCGGUAGGCUGCUGCUGACGGAGUCCCCUGCCAGGGUGCUGCUUCUGCCGCCAGCGCUGGCGGCGGUAGCGGAGGAGCUUCGAGAUCCCCUGUACGACGAUCUGAUAACGGCGCUAUACCAGCAUGACGCGGAAGGCGUUCGCUCCGUAACCGACUUCCUAGCGGACUUAUCAGCAUGUCUGACCCAUGGGUCACUGGAGCCACAGCAGUGCCUGCACUGGACAGACCCACGGGUCCAGACUGCGGCACAUGGUGUGGGCGUGCAUGUGUGCACAUUACCGUCGGACGCAUCUGACCGCGCCCACGUGGGCAUUGUGGAGGUGUUGGCUGCAGCUACAGCCACGCCCUUGGCUGCGCUGCCUGGCGCAGCUGCUGGGAAUGACAGCGUUGCCACACCUGACUGCUCCAACAACACGCUCCCCAGCAGUGCAGUCAGCAGCGGGCCAUGCACCGGGGCUGGAUCUUCCCAGCGCUCUCUUCCCAGCGUAGGCCGCUGCGACAGCGCAGGCAGCUCCACCACAGACGGCGGCGGCAGCGGAGGCGUGUACUGCGUCAUACCGUACGAGAGGAGCGGCGGACCCAAUGCAACGACGGGGCUUCUGCCGCUGUCGGCGGGGCCGGCGUCUGCGUACUCGUCGUCAACGGCUACGGUGGCAGGGCAGCCUGGGAGUACCGCCGAUGUCUACGAGGGCGGCGGCAUGGGCUGCUUUCCGUUACAUGGGCCCAACGCAACGGCCGACGUUGGGAACAACAACAACAACAACAGCAACAUCCUCGGCGGUGAAGGUGGCAUGUGCGUUUGGAGGCCGGCAGCUGUUGAGGUGGCGCCGGUGACGGCGGCUCCCGCAGCUCCCCUUGCAACGUCGGAUGGUGAGUCGCGUUUGCUGUCCGGCGGCCGUUUGGAUUUACGGGAUGUCAUGGACGGAGCCGUACGACUUGCAAAACGUACGGCAGGGGUAGGUGCGGAGGCAGGGGGGACAGCUGCGUGGCCGCUGAAGGCUGUGGGGUCAUGUAGUAGCGUGGACGAGCGGCGGCGGCAUCUGCUGGAGUAUACGCGGCUCUGCGGCUGGCGAGUCACGUCAAGGCUGUUGCUUGGCUUGAGCUCGGAGGGUGAUGAGGGCGGCGGCGAUGGUGGUGGCGAUGGUACCAUUGGCGGUAUGGGUGGUGAUGCCCCAUGCAGCUUCGUCACUGCUCAGCAGCGUAUGUGACGGGGGCUUCAGAAAUGGCAUGCCAGUUUCCAGAGGCUCGUGUUGUUGGGCGGUUUGAGGGUUUAGGAAUGCAGGAGCGUGUCUGUGAUUCUUGCAGUGCCGCCUUCCUGGUUGGUCGCUGCGUCCGUGUGCUGAGAAGCAGGGCAGUUUGCAUGCCGGCAGUGUGUUUUCUUCCCGCAUGAAGCAUAGCUGCGUGUUGCUACGAGGGUUACCUGUCUGGGUGCCUUGUCUUGUUCGCUCCCAUUGUUGUGUUGUUGGGUAUCCUGUUGGCAAAACCGCAUGCAGAGCUGACGUGUGCAUACCGACGUCGUCCAGGGAGGUGUGACUUCACUCGCCACAACUUUUUCCUUGAGCCGGCAUGGCAUGUGUCAUACGCAUGUUCCAUGACACGUCUUACUGUUUGGGGGGCGCACGCGCUGCCUCGCUACCGGUACAGGCGGGUACCGGUUGGAGGGGGCCGCAAUCGCGGUGCUAGGAAGGCCCCAUGCGCCGGGCGCUGGGUGCAUACUCCUGUUGUUUGUCAACAUGAAUCGCAACAUGAAGGGCGGCGCACGCUACGUUUCAAGCUCAAUCUUGGUCACUAGGGGUGCGUUUUGCGAGAGGGCUGUUGCAGCCGCUGCAAUCAUCGAAACAAUCUUGAAUCAAUAACACGGGGCAACACCACAUAAUUUUGCUAAAAUCACAUGGGGGCAACACAUAUUUUUGCUGAUUCGCCUGGGGACACCACACACAUCAGCUAUUUCACAUGGGGGCACCACGGAUUCUUGCUAGCAUUCAUCUUAUAUCCAUAUCCGUAUCUUAACCGUUUAGGCCGCAUGCCUUAUUUUACCAUGACUGUCCUGAUCAUCGCUGUAAGCACGUAGCUGCAUGCGGCGGUUUGUUGUCGCGAGAGGGGGAGAAGUUGUGGCAGUGCUGCACUGGGUGUGGAUGGGCACUCGCGGGAGUGCGUAGGGAAGCGUUCAUACGUACUCGCGUGGAACUGUGUAACCCCCUGGGGACCUUGUUUUGCGGGCGGAGGCGGGGUCGUAGCUGUCCCUGCCCCUUGGUGACUACCGUCCCGCUCGUUUGUUGCAAUUGCGGGAUUUUACCAUAGUUGUUGGGAAGGUGGAUGACGGUUCGGCCGGAUUGAGAAACAACAUCGGGGCCUCUUGGACCGUUCGAGUAGUGGGCCUUCCUCCUCGCUUUGACCUGCAGAGGUUUUCCCCCAUGUAACCAAGUACU
Messenger RNA from Astrephomene gubernaculifera, 2445 nucleotides. The record is from the annotation of a GenBank genome assembly. Lineage: Eukaryota; Viridiplantae; Chlorophyta; Chlorophyceae; Chlamydomonadales; Astrephomenaceae.